AGUAUUUCUUUUUUUUUAAUUGCUUAAGAAAAAUCUGAGGGAUUGGCGGUGUUGUCGUCAGAUGAUUCACGAGGAUCACACUGUUACUCUCUUUGAUCUCUUGUCACUUUUCCGUUUCUCUUGUGCCUAAAAAGUUAAAAAAGAUCACACUCCACUUGAGAGAGAGAACUUUAAACUAGUCGACUUCUCGAUUGUCUUCGCUUUAAACACCGUACAAUCGAAUCUCUGUGUCUGAAAGUUUCCAUUUUUCGAUCUGGGUAGAAGCUAGGUUGUUCUGCAAAUAUGGCGGCCAUGAUGAAGCUUCAGUGUACUAGUAGUAGUCCCUUUGGUCUGAACAGAAAGGUUGUUUCUGACUCUGGAAGAGAUAGUUCCUUCUGGGGAGCGGAGGUUGUCAAGGCUAAUCAUCUGAAGGCACAGAGUGGUGGACCUCAGAAGAUUCAGACAAGGCUCAUUCGCUCUGUUCUCACCCCAUCUGUUGAUCAAGAGUCUCAUGAGCCUCUGUUGAGAACUCCAAGAGCAGACCCAAAGAAUGUGGCAUCUAUCAUACUAGGUGGCGGUGCUGGGACUCGCUUGUUCCCUCUUACAAGCAAGAGAGCUAAACCUGCGGUGCCAAUUGGAGGGUGUUACAGGCUGAUAGAUAUACCAAUGAGCAAUUGCAUCAACAGCGGUAUUAGGAAGAUCUUCAUCUUAACUCAGUUCAACUCAUUCUCUCUCAAUCGCCACCUUUCUCGCACUUACAACUUUGGCAAUGGAGUCAACUUCGGUGAUGGUUUUGUUGAGGUUCUUGCUGCAACCCAAACUUCCGGAGAUGCAGGAAAGAAAUGGUUUCAGGGAACUGCUGAUGCUGUUAGGCAGUUUAUAUGGGUCUUUGAGGAUGCCAAGACAAAGAAUGUGGAACAUGUCUUGAUCUUGUCUGGUGAUCAUCUCUAUCGGAUGGAUUACAUGAACUUUGUGCAGAAGCACAUUGAGUCAAAUGCUGAUAUCACAGUUUCUUGUCUUCCCAUGGAUGAGAGCCGUGCUUCGGAUUAUGGCCUGCUUAAAAUUGACGAGUCUGGACAAAUCGUCCAGUUCUCGGAGAAACCAAAGGGAGAUGACUUAAAGGCAAUGCAAGUUGACACUACAGUUCUUGGUCUGCCACCAAAAGAAGCUGCAGAGCUCCCAUACAUUGCAUCGAUGGGAGUUUAUGUGUUUAGAAAAGAGGUUUUGCUAAAUCUUCUAAGAUCGAGUUAUCCUACAUCCAACGACUUUGGUUCUGAGAUCAUCCCGUUGGCCGUGAAAGAGCACAACGUCCAGGCAUUUUUGUUCAACGACUAUUGGGAGGAUAUUGGAACUAUAGGAUCAUUCUUUGAUGCCAACUUAGCUCUCACCGAACAGCCUCCUAAGUUCCAGUUUUACGAUCCGAAAACUCCCUUCUUCACAUCUCCACGGUUCUUGCCACCUACCAAAGUUGAUAAAUGCAGGAUACUCGACUCCAUAGUUUCACAUGGGUGUUUCUUGAGGGAGUGCAGUGUGCAGCACUCUAUUGUGGGAAUACGAUCACGUGUAGAGUCUGGAGUAGAGCUUCAGGAUACAAUGAUGAUGGGAGCAGAUUUCUACCAGACAGAAGCUGAAAUCGCGUCUCUAUUGGCGGAAGGGAAAGUCCCUAUAGGUGUAGGCGAGAACACCAAGAUCAGGUAUCUGAUUCCAAACAAAGCAGAGUCCUCUGUUGUAGCCAUUCAUUGUCUUACUAGUGUUGUAUUGUGUAAAUGCAGGAACUGUAUCAUUGACAAGAACGCCAAGAUCGGGAAGAACGUGGUCAUAGCGAAUGCAGAUGGCGUGGAAGAAGGAGAUAGGCCAGAGGAAGGGUUUUACAUAAGAUCAGGCAUAACCGUUGUGUUGAAGAACGCUACCAUUAGAGAUGGUUUGGUUCUUUAAUCUAAACCGCCAUCGUAGAAGCAGUGUAAAUCUCUCCCUUGGACUUUUUAACGAGAGACAAGACGCUAUGUUCGAUUGAAAUAAUUUAAUAAAACAAGAGGGAUAACUUAAGAAA
Molecule: messenger RNA, 2029 nt
Organism: Brassica napus (rape)
Lineage: Eukaryota; Viridiplantae; Streptophyta; Magnoliopsida; Brassicales; Brassicaceae
Product: glucose-1-phosphate adenylyltransferase large subunit 2, chloroplastic
Exons: 12
Coding region: 283-1914 (543 amino acids)
Biological process (GO): glycogen biosynthetic process
Molecular function (GO): glucose-1-phosphate adenylyltransferase activity
Source: RefSeq, a predicted model, not a curated record